GCCCAUGUUAACGGCAGCUCAGCUGAUCCUUUGGACUCUUUGGUCUCCGCUGGCCUUCAGACGCAUGCACACCCUGACUUCGAGACGCUGGGUCGCUCUGGCCAAAUUCUCCCCUCGAGUAUGUCGGAGGUGACUAAAGUGGCUACAGCUGCCACUUCUGCUGUUUGGAUGCUCUCCUCAGCUAUUUCCGAGUCAGGUGUUAGUAAAAAUACUGUUGUUGAGUCGUCAGGUGGGAUGGACACCUUAACUGUAGACGGAGCUGGUAGCCAGGUCGGAGCCAAUGUUAAUAGAGCAACUACAGCUGAAAUGAAUUACAGGCGACGACUUGUACAAUUAAAGUCGCUACAUCGCGAUUUGCAAGUGCUACUUGGUGAGAAGACCAACCAAUCGAAGACUGCUCUAAAGGAGGUAUUUCAGACUCCAUUCUAA
Molecule: messenger RNA, 429 nt
Organism: Protopolystoma xenopodis
Lineage: Eukaryota; Metazoa; Platyhelminthes; Monogenea; Polystomatidea; Polystomatidae
Source: the annotation of a GenBank genome assembly